Messenger RNA from Paramisgurnus dabryanus, 1892 nucleotides. Its product is annotated as E3 SUMO-protein ligase ZBED1-like. The record is from RefSeq and is a predicted model, not a curated record. NCBI's taxonomy places the organism in Eukaryota, Metazoa, Chordata, Actinopteri, Cypriniformes, Cobitidae. Gene Ontology annotation, molecular function: DNA binding.
UUAGGAUUUUUGAAUUUGGACUGGACUGGUUGUUGAGUUAGAUUGCCCUAUUGGAUUUGUUUGCCUUUUGUGACCUGUAAUUGGGUCUUUGUAAUGGAGCCUACAAGAAAGAGGAAAUCCUCCCCUGUCUGGGAGUAUUUUGAAAUUGUUGCUCACAAUAAAGUAUGUGUAAUUGUUAUAUUGUACUGUGUUAAUAUUAUUAUAAGACACACUUUAUGGCAGUAUGGUCUUUCAUGUCUAUUAUUUCAUGUUUUAAGGUGAAAUGCUUGCUGUGCCAUAAGGAGCUUACAUACAGCAAUAACACCUCUUCCAUGCUCAGGCAUUAUCGAGCACUGCAUGAGCAUGCACAAACUACUGUCAAUCCACAGACAAGUCAAAUAUCAAAGAAAGAAAUGGUGAAUGAGGCCUUGGUGAACAUGAUCAUCAAGGACUCCCAACCCUUUUCCAUCGUGGAGGAUGCUGGGUUUAGGGAGCUUCUGCAAGUGUUGGAUCCCACUUAUGUUAUUCCUACUCGAAAGGCUUUGAAGGGUAUGGUUGAAAAUAAAUACAGGGAGACUAAGGAGAAGACAAGAGAGCAGUUGCAGAAAGUUGUGUCUGUAAGCCUUACAUCUGACAUGUGGACAUCACUACACAUGGAUGCAUACCUUGCAGUAACCUGCCAUUUUAUCGAUGAAGAGGACAAGCUCUGCACCACUUUAUUAGAUGUACAACAUUUCCCUAAGUGUCAUACUGCAGAGAACUUGGCUACUGGACAUAUGAAGAUCAUGGAGGAGUGGGGCAUAAAAGAUAAAGUAAAGUGUCUGGUAACUGAUGCUGCAGCCAACAUGAUAGCAUGUGUACGAACAUUAAAUGUUAGGCAUGCAAUAUGCAUUGCACAUGCACUUAAUUUAAUUGUAAAAAAGUCUUUUGAUGACAUCAGUAGCUUCAAUGAAAUUCGCACUAAAUGUAGAAAACUUGUGACAUUUUUUGGAACAAGCACUACUGCAAAAGAGAGACUGGCCCAAGUACAGGAACAGAUGGGGAGACCAGUUCUUAAGUUGAUUAUUGAAGUGGACACUCGCUGGAACAGCACUUAUAACAUGCUAGAACGACUCCAUCAGUUGAGAGAACCAGUGGGGGCAGCCCUGGCCUCUCUAAGGACUGACAUUACCCCUCCCACAGCACUGGAGUAUGAGGCAGUUCAAGAUGCUCUCCAUGUUCUUGCCCCUUUCCACCAGGCUACAGUAGAGCUUUCUGGAGAGAAAAGAGUAUCUGCCUCCAAAGUGAUACCUUUGAUGAAGAUGCUACAUCACAACAUAACAAACAAGUCUGAAGGCCUCAACACAAAUUUUGCAAGGCAGCUGGGUGACAGCCUGGUUCAGAGGGUCAGGGAAAAGGCUGUUCAUUUAGAAACACUAAGUGUGAUGACUAUACAGUACCCACAUUACUGGAUCCCAGAUUCAAAAAAAUCGGAUUUUUAAGUCAAGGAAAAAUGCAAGAAGCCAUAACAAGAUUAAUAUCUGAAUGUGCUACUGUCAUAAGAAGUGCUGGUGUUAAUUGUGUUUCCACCAAUACCCACCCAGCUCAGCUGCCAGCCUCUUUAGAAGCAGGCCAAUCUACAAACCUCAGUGACCUUUGGCACCUGCUGGAUAGCAAGGUUGAUCUAAGUAGAAGGAGCUCAAGUGCAAUCGCAGAUGCUACUGUUGAAGUGGACCGAUACUUAUCUGAAGUGAAUGUCACAAGAACGGAGGACCCACUAGUAUAUUGGGCUCAACACAAACAUCAGUACCCACACUUAUACCAGCUGGCACUAUCAUUUUUAUGUUGCCCUGCAUCUUCCGUUCCAUGUGAAAGGAUCUUUUCCAAGGCUGGAGAGGUUUUAUCUAAAAAGAGGAAUCGUCUUAAUCCCAACA